Molecule: messenger RNA, 333 nt
Organism: Carica papaya (papaya)
Lineage: Eukaryota; Viridiplantae; Streptophyta; Magnoliopsida; Brassicales; Caricaceae
Source: RefSeq, a predicted model, not a curated record
AUGGUACAGGCUCAGGUGAUUAACAGUAGGUUGGCAAUGGCGAAUGUGCUUCAAAACACACAGCAGCAGCAGCAACAACAUCAUCAUGAACAGCAACAGGUUCUGGCUCUGAUGCAACCAGCCUACUCUAACAAUUCUUCCGCCUCGAAUAAUCUCAUCAACAUCUCCAACUUCACCUCCAAUUUCAACAGCGGAUUCGUCACCAACGACACACUUCCUUCUUCCCUUCACAACCCUAGAUUCUCCCGAGAGGACGAUGACGAUGAGCAAGAUAGUACCGAUAUCGCUUCCGCCCCCGUCUUUCCCAACCACAUACUUCACCGGAGGUCAUGA